ACAGGUGACACAGUAUCACUCGGAAGGGCGUUUAGUUUCAACCUUUGAGUUUAUCUUAACUCAGCUUUUCGAGGGCCUAGCAAAUACACAACUUCCUAAAUGUUCUCAUAACGUAAUAUUAAACCGGGUAGGCUAUUUAAAAAAAAUUACAUAUAGGCUGUAUUAUACUUUGUAGUAUUUUAAAACAGAUAUGUGGACCUUCAUCUUUGUGUGUCUCUCAAUCUCAGUCACAGGUCUGCACGGCGCAUUUACAGUUACUGUUAAUCCCUCGGUGAAAGUGAAAGAGAAUGAGGGAGUUGACUUGAAAUGUUCAUACACCGCUGACUUUGGUGCAUCUCCCAGAAUAGAAUGGAAGUUCAAGGAUCUCAAGGGCUCUCAAGUAUUAAUCUACUUUGAUAACAAGCCAACUGCUCAGUAUGAAGGCCGUAUCGCUAUGGUUGAAGGAGGACUGAGAUUUAACAAGGUGACGCGAGCAGAUACUGGAGACUAUGACUGUGAGGUGUCUGGCAAUUCUGGAUAUGAUGAGAAGACCAUCAAGCUUACAGUCCUUGUGCCUCCUUCCAAGCCUGUGUCCAGAAUUCCUUCAUCAGUCACAACAGGAAGUAACGUCCGCCUGACAUGCUAUGAUGCAGAUGGUUCCCCUCCAUCCACAUAUAGGUGGUACAAAGACAACACUUCCCUCCCUGAAGAUCCAAGCAAGUUUCCCAGUUUUAAGAACCUCACCUACAAGAUGAACGUCGUCAAUGGUAACCUGGAGUUCCCGAGCAUAUCUAAACUGGAUACUGGUUCAUAUUUCUGUGAGGCCAGUAAUGGAGAAGGUGCACCUCAGUGUGGAGAUACAGUGAACAUGGAAGUCCAUGAUGAGGACAACUGCCAAACACCAGCUGUAAGCAGCAGCUUGAGCACUGAGAACAAGGAUGUCCCAAGCAAGACCACAUUGAACCACAUGCUUGAAAAACAGUAUGGUGUAUUCUUGUUGCAAGAGGUGAAACUAAAACUAGAGAUACAAAAACUAGAAUUAGAAAUAACCAAGUUAAAGUUAGAGAUACAAAAACUUGGACAGGAACCUUAAAGUCUGUGUAAAGCAAUAUUAAAUAUGGGUCACACCACAAA
Molecule: messenger RNA, 1113 nt
Organism: Carassius auratus (goldfish)
Lineage: Eukaryota; Metazoa; Chordata; Actinopteri; Cypriniformes; Cyprinidae
Product: junctional adhesion molecule A-like
Exons: 7
Coding region: 191-1072 (293 amino acids)
Biological process (GO): cell adhesion; intestinal absorption; regulation of membrane permeability
Cellular component (GO): bicellular tight junction
Source: RefSeq, a predicted model, not a curated record